UGACCCUCUCUCCCGAUCUCUCCCGAUCUCUCCCGAUCUCUCUCUCCCUCUCUCUCGAUCCUUAUCUACACACAGAAGGAAAAAUGUAUGGAUUCGAAGCUAUGACCUUCAAUAUCCAUGGCGGUUAUCUUGAAGCAAUUGUCAGAGGACAUCGAUCGGGACUACUAACUGCAUCCGAUUACAACAAUCUCUGCCAGUGCGAAUCAUUGGAUGACAUCAAGAUGCAUCUCUCCGCUACCGAAUACGGUCCAUAUCUUCAAAACGAACCUUCACCUUUGCAUACAACAACAAUUGUUGAGAAGUGCACUCUUAAAUUGGUUGAUGAGUAUAAACACAUGUUGUGCCAAGCUACAGAGCCUUUAUCGACAUUUUUAGAGUACAUUACAUAUGGUCACAUGAUUGACAAUGUGGUAUUGAUUGUCACUGGUACCUUGCAUGAAAGAGAUGUCCAAGAGUUGUUGGAGAAAUGCCACCCAUUGGGUAUGUUUGACAGCAUUGCUUCCCUGGCAGUUGCCCAAAAUAUGCGUGAGCUCUACCGCCUUGUGCUUGUUGAUACACCUUUGGCUCCUUACUUCUCUGAGUGUAUCACAUCCGAGGAUUUGGAUGAUAUGAAUAUCGAGAUAAUGAGGAACACACUUUACAAGGCAUACCUUGAGGAUUUCUACAGAUUUUGCCAGAGUCUCGGUGGUGCCACUGCAGAGAUAAUGUCUGACCUACUUUCAUUUGAGGCCGAUAGAAGAGCUGUUAAUAUCACCAUCAACAGCGUUGGUACUGAGCUUACCCGAGAUGACCGCAAGAAGCUGUACUCCAAUUUUGGCUUGCUUUACCCAUAUGGACACGAAGAGCUUGCCGUAUGUGAGGAUAUUGAUCAGGUCCGAGGUGCGAUGGAAAAAUACCCUCCUUACCAGUCUAUAUUUACAAAAUUAUCCUAUGGAGAGACCCAAAUGUUGGACAAGGCGUUUUGCGAAGAGGAGGUUAAGAGGCUGUGCUUGGCAUUCGAACAACAGUUCCACUACGGUGUGUUUUUUGCGUAUAUGAGAUUGAGGGAGCAGGAAAUUAGGAACCUGAUGUGGGUAUCGGAAUGUGUGGCUCAGAACCAAAAGUCCCGAGUCCACGACAGUGUGGUUUUCAUAUUCUGAUAUGGUUUUGAUAUGGUUUGAAACAAAACCAAUAUUUGCUUAUUGUGAAUUUGCAACACUUUUAUUUUAUUAUAAUUUUUAUUGUCCUGCAAAAAUAUUUGUGUGUUGCAGCAACACUUCUCAAAUAAAACUCUGUUAUUCUUGUGUACUA
Messenger RNA from Impatiens glandulifera, 1290 nucleotides. RefSeq names its product V-type proton ATPase subunit d2. Lineage: Eukaryota; Viridiplantae; Streptophyta; Magnoliopsida; Ericales; Balsaminaceae. Bases 84 to 1139 code for a protein of 351 amino acids. Gene Ontology annotation, cellular component: proton-transporting V-type ATPase, V0 domain; vacuolar proton-transporting V-type ATPase complex. Gene Ontology annotation, molecular function: proton-transporting ATPase activity, rotational mechanism. The transcript has 10 exons. The record is from RefSeq and is a predicted model, not a curated record. Gene Ontology annotation, biological process: proton transmembrane transport; vacuolar acidification; vacuolar transport.